Molecule: messenger RNA, 405 nt
Organism: Trypanosoma rangeli
Lineage: Eukaryota; Euglenozoa; Kinetoplastea; Trypanosomatida; Trypanosomatidae
Exons: 1
Coding region: 1-405 (134 amino acids)
Source: RefSeq, a predicted model, not a curated record
AUGCCCCCAUUCCACUUUUUGUUCCCGCUAGAGGCACCGGUAGUUCACGGCGACGAUUCUUUUAGUUUUCUGCUGCGAUGGCGCGGGAGUGGCGGGGCGUUUGGCCGCCGCUUUGAAGGGCCCCGCUGCGGAGGGAGAGAAUGGGCGGGGUGUGCGGCGCUGUUUCUGCGUGCGGUGUUGGGUGCGUUGUGCGGCCGGCUUUUCCUGCGCGUGUCUCCGCCCUCGCGCGGUGGGGGUGUUGCACUGCGCCUUCGCCGCGCCGUCUGCUGCGGUGCGUGUGAGCGGUGCAGCGACAAGAGUGGGGAUGGCUGGCCGUGUGCUGUUGGUGUGCGCCCUCUGCGUGCUGUGCUGCUGCUGCUGCGGUGGUGUCGGUGCGUGGGGCGGCGGCUACUGCACGGAGGGUGA